Messenger RNA from Crotalus tigris (Tiger rattlesnake), 6050 nucleotides. RefSeq names its product FHF complex subunit HOOK interacting protein 1A (gene FHIP1A). NCBI's taxonomy places the organism in Eukaryota, Metazoa, Chordata, Lepidosauria, Squamata, Viperidae. The transcript is spliced from 13 exons. The record is from RefSeq and is a predicted model, not a curated record. Bases 498 to 3533 code for a protein of 1011 amino acids.
CCAAGACCUACCAAUCUCCCCGCCCUUCCUCUCAGCGCCUGGAGGAUUAUGCCUCAGAGCGGGCCGCUGACGCUCGAGCAGGCACAGGGAGGGACUUACCUGCUGUGGCUGUUGUCGGGAACGGCGCUUCUCCCGCCUGCCGCCUCUCUCUCUUCCCCCGAAGGCGGCUUCGAGUUGCGCAUCCUGGAAUCCACGUAAGCGAGCCAAUCGAGGGGGGCUUCUUGUUUCGCCUCGAAAGCAAAACUUUCAGCUGUCCAAACAGGCGGGUUCUUAUUAUCAGGUGACUUUGCUUGAAGAAUAUUUGGAAAUUACAACUGAUCCAGAAUGUGACUCGCUUACUUACCAUCUCUUCACAUUAGAAGCAUUUAACCCCAAUUCUGUGGACUCUGAAUUGAUUACUGAUCAGAGAUGAGUAUCCACAUGUUAUGCAGUGAUUUGCUACUCAUGUUGCAAAGGAAAUUUAAUAUGGCCUAGUAAAAUUGACCAUUGAAGAGCGUAUGAUGUCCACAGGUACAAGUGGGAAAAAAUCCCAUCAGGCUGUGAGCCUAGAAGGAGUUGACCCAGAAACAUGCAUGAUAGUGUUUAAAACCCACUGGGCACAGGUUAUAAAAAUUUUAGAGAAGCAUGACCCUUUAAAAAAUAUUCAAGCAAAAUAUGGGACAAUUUCUCAAGAUGAGGCCAGCACUGUGCAGAACUAUGUAGAACACAUGCUCUUCCUUUUAAUUGAAGAACAGGCAAAAGAUGCAGCAAUGGGUCCUAUCCUGGAGUUUGUGGUUACAGAGAAUAUCAUGGAAAAGCUUUUUCUUUGGAGUCUCAGACGGGAAUUCACUGAUGAGAUGAAAAUUGAGCAACUGAAAAUGUAUGAAAUGCUUGUCACACAGUCUCAUCAGCAGCUUCUGCAUCACAAACCCAUCCUAAAACCAUUAAUGAUGUUGCUGAGUUCUUGCUCAGGAACUACCAUACCAGCCGUUGAAGUAGAGCUGGUGGUUCUUCUCAACCAGCUAUGCUCAAUUCUAACCAAAGAUCCAUCCAUCUUGGAGCUUUUUUUCCAUACCAGUGAGGACCAAGGAGCUGCAAACUUUCUAAUUUUUUCUCUCUUGAUUCCUUUUAUCCAUCGGGAAGGAACUGUAGGCCAACAGGCUCGUGAUGCACUACUUUUUAUAAUGUCUCUUUCUUCAGAAAAUUGUGUGGUUGCUCAUCACAUAGUAGAGAAUACUUAUUUUUGUCCGGUGCUAGCAACAGGCUUAAGUGGUCUGUAUUCAUCUUUGCCUACGAAGCUGGAGGACAAUGGAGAAGAAUGGCACUGUUUUCUAAAAGAUGACUGUUUACUUUGUCCAGCUCUUGUACAAUUUAUGAAUUCUUUUGAAUUCUGCAAUGCAGUAAUUCAGGUGGCACAUUCUUUGAUUCGUAACCAGCUUGUGAAUUACAUUUAUAAUGGAUUUUUGGUUCCAGUUAUGGCCCCAGCUCUCCAUAAGGUGACAUUGGAAGAAGUGAUGGCUACAACUGCAUACCUAGAUCUCUUUUUGCGAAGCAUUUCUGAGCCAGCCUUACUCAAGAUCUUUCUCCGUUUCAUCCUUCUGCACCGUCAUGAGAAUGUGCACAUCUUGGACACUCUUGCAAGCCGGAUAAAUACUCCAUUUCAGCUUUGUGUGGUGUCCUUGGCAUUGUUCAAAACACUUAUCAGUUUGCAUUGUGAAGAUGUGAUGCUGCAGCUAGUUUUAAGGUACCUGAUACCCUGCAAUCACAUUAUGUUCAGCCAGAGAUGGUCUGUGAGAGAGAGAGAUUGGUAUUCUGUAUCUGCUGCUAAGCUGCUUGCCUUGACUCCUAUCUGUUGUUCAAGUGGCAUUACUCUGACUUUUGAAAAGCAAGAAAAAGAUUAUAUUCUCUGGAAAAAAAAUAAUCAUUGCGCAGAUUCCUCCGAAGAACCCUCCAGGAAGAGCAUUGCAGACUCUACAUGUAUUGUGAAAUAUGGGGAAACUAUUGAUAUCAGUUACUUGCAAUAUCUUUGGGAUGCUCAAACUCUCAUACGGCACUGUAUGAAAGAUUGUGAAGUCUGGUCUGCUCCAUAUGAUGGGGAAAAUCCCAAUCCAUAUACCUUUAUCCAAACUUCAGUUGAAGAAGAGGGUAAAAACCUAGAUCAGCCUAUUUUCCAACUGCAACCCAGAACACCUAGUAAUCAUGUUUCUUCUCAGGUGAGACCAUUGAGAGAAAAGACACAACUGGAGCUGGAAUGGGAUGAUAGCUAUGAUACUGGGAUCUCUCCAGGAUCUGAUUCAAUAUCUCCCCAGCAUGAUGAUAAUUUUAAUACCCAACCUCCUGCAGAACCACCAAAGCACAUUCAAGAAAUGAAGAAAAAUGCUAUCAUGUUGAUCAAAGGAUCAUACAUAGAAGAAUCAGACUUUCAGGAUGAUGUCAUGGUUUAUAGGCUAUGUGCUGAAAAGGAUGCACAGGAAGCAGACCGCUUAAAGGAGGAACUUUUAAUAUCAAAAUCUACAGAUGUAGAUAAUCCAGAUGCCAUCUCUAUCAAUGGUCCUCGAGAAAGCCCCGCAUCAGAUUUAAAUUUGGAGGAGGAGCGCAAUAUAAAAAAUUCAAAUCUGAUCCAACAAGCGGAAGAUGGAAUCCAAGGCAACAUUGAUGAAACAACUCUGCAACCUGAUUUGGAACAGACACUGUCUUCCCUAGAAGGAGACCAUCACACUAACAUGAAGUUGUUGAGUCUUGACCGUGAAGAUUUUAUUUCCGAAUGUGAUAACAUCAUUAAAGAAUUGGACUCAAAUUCUUCAGGCUUGGUAGAACUGAAACUGCUGAUUCCUGAUCCAGUAUCCCCUAUUGAAGAGGAAGAAGAUUUUGAAAACUUUUCAGCAGAUACUCCAUCAGCGGAAAGUAUGCCCUCACCCUUUGGAUUAAAAGAUGCUUGGCCUAGCAACCCUCCAAGAUUCCAGAAUAUCCCAUUUACCGGCCCGUUUAUCAGCGUUGUGCUAUCAAAACUGGAAAAUAUGUUAGAAAACUCCUUGCAUGUAAAUUUGCUGCUUAUUGGAAUAAUUACUCAUCUGGCCAGUUACCCACAACCUCUUCUUCGUUCAUUUUUGCUCAAUACAAAUAUGGUGUUUCAGCCUAGUGUGCGGUCUCUGUACCAGGUACUGGCAUCUAUAAAGAAUAAAAUUGAGCAGUUUGCUUCCAUUGAAAAAGAUUUCCCUGCUCUUCUGAUACAAGCACAAAAGUACCUGCUUUUACGAGUAGAUGCACUGGAUGUUCCUUUAGAAUCAUUAAAUAAAGACAACGGGCAGCAGAAGAGUGUCACAGAAAAAGUUAAGAACCUCUCAGAAGCAUCGCAAGCCCUCCUCCAGACUUACUUGGGAAAUAAAGCAAAAAAAGGCUCUGGUCUUCCCAAAGUCCCCUUGAACAUUCCAAACGCCAUCCUUGCAGCAGCUCUCUUCCCAGAGUUUCUCAAGGAACUAGCAGCUCUUGCACAGGAGCAUUCGAUUCUAUCCUAUAAAGUAUUGGGUGAUCUUGAGGAUUACUACCAAUUCUAAAACAUUUAAAAUACAUUUUCACAUUUGUUUUAAAUGCAGAACUACUUACGACACAAAUUUGAACUUCAUAUUCCUGGUACUACUUGAUUCAGGAGAAAUUGUUACUUUUGGGGUUGUGUUUCAUUUUCAUAAGAAAUUGAUUAGUAAUGAAGCCAAUACUUUAUUUAUAUCCUUGAUUUGGCUGACUUUCAGGUGUUCUCUUUUAAACUUUGCUGUUGUGACCCUUCAGAUUAGAAAGAUACAGUUAUAUAAAAAAGUGAAAAUAUUUUCUUUCUCUUUCUUGCAAAGAUUCAUUAAAUCCAGCGUGACAAUCCAAUAAGACGAUCACUGUUGAAAGGAGAGUUAGCAAUCUUCUCUCCAAGUUCUACUUUACCAGUGAUUAGACUUCUGAAUCCAAAUGGAUUCAUUCUAAGCCUGUGAUUUGCUGAAAACAGAUGCAGGUGCUGAAUGCAUACCAUGUUGCCUUAUGUUGUGGGCAUGCCUGGUACUCUAAGCUGUUGACUUCUUUGAAAUUUAGAUUAAAUGAGUAAAGUAAGUGAAUGUUAAGUGCAGACUGCAGAGUAUUUUUUUUGCCAUUCCUUGGCAUUUUUUUUUAAAAAAAUUAGGUUGCUGCUAAAAAACUCAAGCCUUAUUUUAAUAAAAUUUGCACAGGGCAAAAUAUUUCUAUGCAAACUAACUUUUUUGCAGAAUAUGUUUGUAUAUUUUUAUUGACAAGCUAAAAAGUAAAUGUUUUAGUAGUCUUAAAAAUGUAAUUAUUUCUAAAAAAAUGUGAUUGUAUAUUUUGUAAAUCAUUUUAAACAAUGAACAUGGUAAAUUUCAAAAUUGCUUUUGCUGAAAUUUUAUUUGGUUCAAGAAAAUCUUUGUGGUACAUUUGUACUUUGGUAAACCUGUUUAAUGUACACUGAUCUGUUGCAAGAUUGCACUUUAGAGAACUGGCUUUAAUAUAUUGCUCUAUUAGAAUUAGAAAAAAGAUUGUUUUCUGGGAUAAAUACAGUGCAAACUGUUACAAUUGGUGUAGCAUUCUUUAAGAACAUUUUCUUUUUUUGAGUAAUGAGACUCAUUAGAAGACUCCAGCCAGACAUGAUGAAUUGGUAUAUUAUAGCUGCAGUCCAGUUUGCACUAGAAAGAGUAAUUGUCUUUCCAGUGUUGAUGCUAACUUUGAGCAAUAAGUGGCCCAACAAUGGAAAGCCUUCGUUUUCUUUUUCAUUGGUGAAAAGGAGAAGCUAUUUUAGAACAAAUGAAAAAAAUGGGCAUAAAGACCAAGCUGGAAAACAAUUAUUUUCAUCUGUUUUUAAAUUAUAUUUAGAGGAACUAACACUUGCAAGGAGAAUUUGCAAUUCCUUUGGUAAGAUUUAAUAUAGCAUCUCUACACAUAGAGAGUAAAGAAGAAUCUGCCUCUGUAUUUUUCAGAUCAUCAAAAUUUUGCAGGAUGUAAAAAUCUUAAAAGUUAUAAGUAUCUUAUUCUGUCCUAAGUUCCAUGUUUGUUCAUACCAUACCUCAGCUCUUUGCCCUUCCUUUGGCAAACACAUCUUGGGCAUUUUACAUUUUUCUUUAGACCUGAAUUUGUUCCCCAUAGCAAUUCUUUUGUGUAUUAUUUCUCCAGAACUUAAGUAAUUGGCACUAUAGCGAUUGAAGCCAGAAUGGUUCCUUUUUGAACUGAUGGAUAAACAGUUAAAAAAGAACAAUGGAAAAUUAUUUCAAUAUACAGGUAUUCCUCAAUUUGCAACCAUCCAUUUAGCAACUGUUCAAAGUUACAACGGCACUGAAAAAAGUGACUUAUGAUCAUUUUUCACAGUUAUGACCUUGCAAUAUCUCCACAGUCACGUCACCAACUUUGGUUGCUUGGCAACCAGCAUGUGCUUCCAGGGUCCUGGGAUUAUCAUUUUCAAUCAACGUAGAAAGCAACGUCAAUGGGGAAAGCCAGAUUCACUUAACAGCCACAUGAUUCACUUAACAACCAUGGCAAAAGGUUCGUAAAAUGGAGCACAACUCACUUAACAGUUGUCUUGCAAUGGAAAUUUUGGGCUCAGUUGUGGUCAUAAGUCGAGGACUACCUGUAUGAUUACAGUGGGGAGAUUACUAUAUGCACAAAGAUGAAAAGAUUUACUAUCAUGGAAGAAUGGCUGGUAAAAUUGACGGAACUUGCCCAGAUGACCAAACUCACCUCUUGGAUUAGAUAAAGGACAGCAUCUACAUUUGUUGGUGACCUUAUUGAUUUUUUUUAUGUAAACAAAAUGAUUUUGUGACUUACAGUUUUGAAGAUUAGAACGAUGGAAGUAUAGAAAAAAGGGAAAUAAUGAUUAUGUAAUCAUAGAGAGGCUUUAUUAGAAUUAUAUGUAUAACUGCAGAGAGGGAGAUUGGAAGCCACUUCUUUUAUUUUCUGUUUUUUAUUAUUGUUUUUCUCUUAUCUUCCUUUCCUUUCCUUUCUUAUUUUUCACAUUUACUGAUAUUUACUUUGAAUGUAUUUCUUAUUAUGUAUGUAAAAGCUUUUAAUAAAAACUACUUUAAAGAAAGUAA